Messenger RNA from Cloeon dipterum, 1682 nucleotides. RefSeq names its product UDP-glucosyltransferase 2-like. Gene Ontology annotation, molecular function: UDP-glycosyltransferase activity. Bases 50 to 1612 code for a protein of 520 amino acids. Lineage: Eukaryota; Metazoa; Arthropoda; Insecta; Ephemeroptera; Baetidae. The record is from RefSeq and is a predicted model, not a curated record. The transcript has 6 exons.
AUAACCACAAGGUGCACCUUUUUUAGCGCAGUGCGCGGUCUUCACAAACAUGCGGCUCUGCUCGUUAGCGUUAAUUUUGUGCGCGGGCCUCUCGGCGGCCCACGGGGCCCGCAUUUUGUGCCUUUUUGGCGUCUCCGGCAAAAGUCACAACAACUUCUUCUCGGCGUUGACCAGAGAAUUGGCGAACAGAGGCCACGACUUAACCGUCCUCACUUCAUACCCGACCAACAAAACAUCGGCAAACUACAAGGAAAUUGCGGUGGAUGUGAUGGACAAAGUUGGAGCAGUAUUUAGUCCCUUCACUCACACGGAGGAGAAUUUCUUCAGUCAGUUCGGCAGCAUAAUAAAAAUAUUUGUCCAGACUUGUCCUUACGUUCUGCAAACCCCGCAAGUGAAACCUCUUCUCAACGAGAAAUUCGACUUGGUCUUCAUAUCAAUGUUUUUCAACCAAUGCUUCCUUCCGUUUGGAUACCUAAAUGGAGCUCCAGUCAUUACGAUUAGUCCAGGUGGAUCGUUUGGCAUGGGAAUGGACAUGGAAAAUCCUGAGCCAACAUCAUACGUGCCAAGCAUCUUUCUGCCUUUUACUUCCAAAAUGACGUUCACUGAACGAGUUGCAAAUACCGUUAUAACACAGCUAAUUAGUGCUUUAGGAACCUAUUACCUAAAACCACACAUGCACCAAGCUGCUAAGGAAUUUUUCGGACCAAACAUUCCAACCAUUGAGGAAAUGGAGAAGAACAUCAGUCUUGUAAUUUACAAUAAUCACUUCAGUUUGAACAGUCCCCGGCCAUUGAACCCUGGAAUCAUUGAGGCCGGAGGGAUGCACAUUAAAGAAAAGAACGAGAAACUUUCAAAGGAUUUGCAAGAUUUCAUGGAUGGUGCUAAGGACGGAGUGAUUUAUUUCUCAAUGGGUUCCGUCGUCCAAGGCUCACAGAUGCCAAAAGACAAGUUGAAUGCUCUGCUGGGUGCAUUUUCCGAUCUGCCCCAACGUGUGAUUUUCAAAUGGGAAACGGACGAAAUGCCUGGCAGACCGAAAAAUGUCAAAAUUGGAAAGUGGCUUCCCCAACAAGCAAUUCUGGCACAUCCUAAUAUAAGACUCUUCAUCACUCACGGUGGGCUUCUCAGCACCCAAGAGGCUGCUUACCACGGAGUACCACUCGUUGGAAUCCCAUUUUUCGGUGACCAGCAGUUAAACGUAGCGAAGUCUGCGAGAAUGGGCUUUGCUGUGGGCUUGGAUUUCAACACGUUGAGCAAACAAUCCGUCCUCCAAGCAAUUAAAACUGUAGUCAAUAACCCUUCGUUUUUAAAAAAUGCCCAAGAUUUGAAGAGACGAGUGCGAGACCAGCCAGAUAAGCCGCUCGAUAGGGCCUUGUUCUGGACCGAAUACGUGUUGCGACACAAUGGCGCGCCCCAUUUGAGAACUGCGGCCACCGACAUGCGUUGGUGGCAAGUCCACCUUAUCGACGUUUACGGAGCAAUAUUCACAUUCAUCUUCGCGGUGCUCCUCUUCGAUUAUUACCUUAUCAAGUGGUGCUGCUGCAGGAGCAAAAACAAACCUGGUAAAGCAGGAACGUCUAAAUCAGCACAUAAGGGAAAGAAGAAAGCAGAGUGAUUCCUGUGAAAUUGUUUGUUUUGUACGGGAUCUUAAAAAUAAACUCGAUGUUUAGAAGCUCUUAAAUGUU